This is a messenger RNA of Dermatophagoides pteronyssinus (European house dust mite), 628 nucleotides long. RefSeq names its product cytochrome b5 reductase 4-like. Gene Ontology annotation, molecular function: heme binding; cytochrome-b5 reductase activity, acting on NAD(P)H. Lineage: Eukaryota; Metazoa; Arthropoda; Arachnida; Sarcoptiformes; Pyroglyphidae. Gene Ontology annotation, cellular component: cytoplasm. The record is from RefSeq and is a predicted model, not a curated record.
UCUGGAAAAGAUGAUGAUGAAAUCAUCAAAUUAAAACCAAAAAAAUCGAUGAUGAUGAAUGAUCCAUCACAAAAUCGAAGAUUAUCGUUGAAUGUACCAAAUGGUUCUUCGAAUAGCGGUGGUGGUGGCAGUGGAAAUGCAACCGGAUCAGGACGAACAAAAAUAGCAUUGAAACCAGGUUAUGGACUUAUGGGAUGGAUACGUUUUCAAUCGAAUGCCAAAAAUCUAACCAAUAUUAUUCAAUCUUCUGGCAGCAAUGAUCCACAUUUAAAUAUGAUAACAAUAACAGAAUUAUCUAAACAUGAUCAACCAGAUGAUUGUUGGAUUGCAAUACGUGGUAAAGUUUUUAAUAUUACUGCUUAUCUUGAUUAUCAUCCAGGUGGCCAAGAUGAAUUAAUGAAAGCUGCCGGUAAAAAUGCUACCAAUAUGUUUGAAGAUGUACAUGGUUGGGUUAAUUAUGAAAAUUUAUUGGAAAAAUGUUUUAUCGGUCGUUUGGUUGGACAUGAUUUUUGACUGAUAAAAAAUUACUUUCAUCAGUUUUUUAUAAAAAAUUGUUUCUAGGUUUCAUCAAAUUAUUGUUAUUAUUAAUUUUCUCCCGUUAACAAAUUGAUUUUUUCGGUAAUAAAAA